AAGAAGCCGCCCCUCACGCACUUCCUGUGCGUGCCGCUCGUGACCGAGGCCUCGAUCCCGCAGCUCACGGCGUCGCUGGCAAGAUUUAGGGAGGAUGUCGUUGAGGGGGGAGCCGGGGGAGCGCGAAAUGCUGGAGCGGAAGGAGCAGCAGCAGCAGGGGGAAAUGAGAGAGGAGAAGGAGAAGCAGAAGCCACGGUGACGAUGCCAGAGCAAGCGCUCCGCCCCCUCGGCACGCUACACCUAACCCUCGGCGUCAUGAGCCUGGGUACACCAGAACGGCUACAAGAAGCCGUCACGCUGCUGCAGGAGCUAGACCUGCCCUCUCUCCUCACAACCACAGCACCCGCUCCCUCCUCAUCCUCCUCAUCACCACCACCACCACCACCACCAGAUGCAGCAACAGACGCAGCAACAAGCACCCUACCUCCCCAACCCCAACCUCCCACCCUCUCCCUCACCUCCCUGCACUCCAUGCACCCACCCCGCAAAACCUCCGUUCUCUACGCCGUGCCUGACGACGCGUCCGCCCGGCUCCGCCCGCUGUGCGAAGCCGUGCGCGCGCUGUUCGUGCAGCGCGGGUUCCUGCUCGACGAGGGCCGCCCGCUCAAACUGCAUGCCACGCUCGUGAACACGCUGUAUGCGCGGGGCGGGCGGGGCGGGAAAAGCCAUGCAGAAGCAGAAGAAGAUGCGGAUGCGCCCGCCGACGCGCCUACCGCUCCUUCCCCCGUCACGACAACCCCUGCAACCCGCGCCCCGGACCCCUCGCCCCGCGCCCGGCGCAAGCAAAAUAAAGGCCCCCUCCGUCUAGACGCCACGGCCUUGCUGCCGCGCUACGCAGACACGGUGUGGGCGGCUGAGGUGCCGGUGCCGGGGUUCGCGGUGUGCGAGAUGGGGGCGAAGAAGGUUGAGGACGCGCGA
This is a messenger RNA of Aplosporella prunicola CBS 121167, 918 nucleotides long. RefSeq lists its product as uncharacterized. The annotation marks the transcript as partial. NCBI's taxonomy places the organism in Eukaryota, Fungi, Ascomycota, Dothideomycetes, Botryosphaeriales, Aplosporellaceae. Gene Ontology annotation, cellular component: nucleus. The transcript has 2 exons. The record is from RefSeq and is a predicted model, not a curated record. Gene Ontology annotation, biological process: regulation of DNA-templated transcription; DNA alkylation repair.